UUAUUCAAUUUCAACCGGUUCUUGGAUUAAUGCAACCGGCAGCCCCCGUUUUCCUCACCGACCGAAUUCAUUUCUUCGUUUUCCUGCAUGUUGUCGCUGCUUUGGGUGUUGCAUGCAUGCGUUGUGUUGAUCGCGUGGAGACGCAUAGACCCCGACACUAAACCCGGGUCGGAUCGUGUUAGAGUGUGUCUCAUCGCCUUACAUUGAUUUGGAGGUAAAGGCACAAACCGUGAGACACGCUCAGUUUAUGCGUAAAGUUGUGCGUAAGUGCAUUACUCGUUUAGUUGUGCAACCUGGAAUGUAUUUUUAAUUUAUUUACAGACGUGGAGGUAUAGUUCCCUCACUGAGCUGCACCGACUUUGAGUUUGUGUGUUUUUGUGGUUUAUACUCUGCAUUACAAUUAGUAGAUUGUAUUUUUUUAUUGUAUUUUAUUAGGCCCUGUUCAGCAAAUGCCUUUGAAUCCCAAUCGAUACCCCUUCACGCUGUUAAAACGGAACUGGAAGGAGAUAAAGUGCCCUUCUCGACUCGAGGAAGAUCCGACUAAUGACAAAGUUAAUUCCCAAAGUUGGAGGAGUAGCCGUCUGUUUUGGCUGACUCAGUCUGACUGUUUAUAUUUGACUUGGCAUAAGUCAGUGAUUGACUGAGAUGUGGUUUAGUUUGUACUUAAGAGGAUUGUGCUUUUAUGGCUUCGGCUGAAGUGUAUAGCCCGGGCCUCCAAGCCAUUUAUCUUCCGAGCUGUUUGGCUGCAGACUUUAUAUCUUAAAGAAUCAUAAAAUAGUGUGGGACUUCUGAGGUCAGCCAGCCCGAGGUGGGGGAAUAUUAACGAAGGUGGUGUCCACGGCAGAACAUGUUGUCCUGGACUUGGAUUUUUAUGUAAUUAUUAUUUUCUUUUUUAGUUUGCACAUGGAAACUGAAAUGGCCUCAGUUUGUAAUGAAAUAUUAUACAAAUCACACUAUGGACAAAAAAACUAGAAUUAUAUAAUUUACAUGACACAUACAUUACUCAGUUUUUUUAAAGUUUUGGGUAAAAACAUUACAGUGUUUCUCCGGAAAAUAUCAGAAUACAAAACCAUGCAUUUGUCUUUAUUUAUAUUUUUAUUUCUGCAGCGUGUAAAGCCUGAAACAUGCCUUUAGUUUGUCACUCUCUGAGGUUCGCUCGAAGGCUUUUUGUUUUAUUGCUUGAAAGUGUGUAUCAAGAGUGCUAUGCCUUCUUAGGAAAGCUCACUCACGGCACCGACACACUCUCUCACACACACACACACACACACACACACACACACACACACACACACACACACACACACACACACACACACACACACACACACACACACACACACACACACACACUCACACACGUAGAGACACAGGGAGGGGAUUUCUGUGGUUUCCCAUGCUUGCCUGCUUCUCCAAAGAACAAUAUGUGGUUUUAACUCUUCAAAGACCCACUUAAAUGAGGCAUCUUAUGGUUUAUUCAAUUUGACAUUUUAAUGACCUUAAAACAAUGCCAAGUUCCCCUUUCCAUGUUUCUCCUUCUGUUGCUACGAUUUUAAAAUGUUUAAACCCAAACCAACACUCUUAGUAUUGCAUCCAAAACUUAAACUCAGUCGUGUAUAAUUUUCACUUUAAUGAUGUUCAUUUAAUUCAAUUUGUAUUUCAUCGGAGCUUGAAUAUAAACAUGUUAUUCUUUAAAUUCUUACGUUCAUGUUUCUGAGAAUGGACCAAUUAUUAUAAUCAAACUAUAAAAUAUGACCCGUCUAACCACGGCUCAUAUUUUAUAGUUUUCAUGUCGGGCUAAAAUUAUGACUCAAGUAUGUGGUUUGGUUUGUGUGGUCAGCGUAGCUGCACAAAUGAACCGGUGUGAUGUUUCACCCAACAUUUCACCUGAAUGCGACAAUCUGAACCCCUCGAUUUUAACAACUCUCAGAAAUCACCCGUCUCCCACAACAAAAUGAUCCUCUCGUCAAACAUAUCUCGUGAACAAUUUUACUUUAAAAGCAACUUCUCCCAGGUUCCUUCUCGUCCCCCAAGUUCAGCUCUUGUACGUCCCCGCAGUGGGUGCGUGAUCGAGGCCCUCUCCCAACACGUCUGCACCGGCUAGGAAUGCAUUUCAAUCUGUUUAGUUCUGCUGCUAAUUUAUUGGAUUGAUUUGACCCAGUCCUCGCUUUUGGACUGGUACGUUUUAUCUUUUGGUUAAUAUUUGACGGAUAAGUCCUCAUGAGCAAGCGGGAAUAGUUUGAUAAGAGCUGGUGUGUGUGUGUCGGUGUGUGUAAAGGCGCUCAGAGCAUUCUCCUCAACCCAGCGAGUGUUGGAACGAGAGAGAGGGAGAGAGAGCAGAGAGGGGGCAGACACUCCAGCGCAUUCACUGCUCGUUGUGCUCCGAGCUAUUGUGGCGUCGCCGCCGUUUGAACGCAAACACUGGAUUUCCUUGUUGUGCCCUCAAUACGUCCCCAUACAUCUCGGAUGGAUGAGUUCCACCCCUUCAUCGAGGCGCUGCUGCCGCACGUGCGCGCCAUCGCCUACACCUGGUUCAACCUGCAGGCCCGCAAGCGCAAGUACUUCAAGAAGCACGAGAAGCGCAUGUCCAAGGACGAGGAGCGUGCGGUGAAGGACGAGCUGCUGGGCGAGAAGGCCGAGGUGAAGCAGAAGUGGGCGUCGCGGCUGCUGGCCAAGCUGAGGAAGGACAUUCGCCAAGAGUACCGCGAGGACUUUGUCCUCAGCGUCACCGGCAAGAAGCACCCGUGCUGCGUGCUGUCCAACCCCGACCAGAAGGGCAAGAUCCGCCGCAUCGACUGCCUGCGGCAGGCGGACAAAGUGUGGCGUCUGGACUUGGUGAUGGUCAUCCUCUUCAAAGGCAUCCCCCUGGAGAGUACGGACGGAGAGCGGCUGGUCAAGUCCCCGCACUGCACCAACCCCGCGCUGUGCGUGCAGCCGCACCACAUCACCGUGUCCGUCAAGGAGCUGGACUUGUUCCUGGCGUACUACGUCCAAGACCAAGGUAGGAAGGGGGGCCGGCCGGGAGUGUGUGUGGGAGGGUGGGGGGGAGGGGAGUGUGUGUGUGUUAGUAUGGAUGGGGUGAUAAGGUCACACUCUGCUUUCUGGACUUGUGGUCUUUCAGUCUGGAUGAUGUCCAAGUGGGACGUCGUCAUGGACUUGUUUGGGAUUUGUCCUGCGAUGAUUUUAUUCUGUUUGUAGGUUUUUAUUUAGUCGGGUCAUUUACAUGCACCUGAAUAUAUCCUCUUAUAUUACUGAGGCAUUUUGGUUCAAACAUAAAAUAUGGUAUUUUUAUUAUUUAUAAUAUUAUGUUCUACAAUAUAAUUUAUACAAACUUAAAAUAAUUUAUUCAAAAUAUUUUUGUACCAGCAUAUGAUAAAGAAUAUCACAUAUUGUUAUUUAAAUAUGUAAUUUGCGUUACUCUUUACAAGAUAGUAAAUACACCUUUUUAUUUAUAUUCAUCAUAUAUUUGAAUAGUUUUGUUGGUUUUACAUAUUUGUUUUGCAAAUUUUUUCAAUUCAAUUUCUUCACCGGAUAGUUUUUUGUCUAGAAGAUUUAUUAGAAAUUAAAAUACAAUGCUUUUUUAAUACAAAGUCAAUUGGGGGAUACAAUUGAUAGAUAUUAUAAUUGGUUACAUUCAGUUUGAAUUAUAAUUAUAAUGAUAAUUGCAGUCAUUAUGAUCCAUCAUUUUGAUAUAUUCUUUCUAUAAUAACAAGUCGCCAGUCCUGCCAUAUUUGCAAUUUUUAUUUCUAACAUGUUAGUAGUAGUAAUAGUAAAAUAUAUUUGGUAAAUAUAUUCCAUGAUGUUAGCAGCCACACGUUUUGUAGUCAGUUUGGAGCUCUUUAAAGUAAGUUGAAACAGAUCAAUGGUUAGAUUCAAUCAAUGGUGACUGCUGUUUUGGUUUUGUGAAAAUAUCAAAUAAGCAAACAAAGAAUCAAAAUUUCCUCACAUUCCCCCUUUUACAACAAUUCCCGCAACCCAAAUAUUGUGAUUCCAGCCUCCUUCUGUUUCCACUAUCAAUGAAUUAUCAUCGUCUCAACACAUGCGUCUGUUUUCUAUAAAUUAGUCAUCGUUCAAUUUUCACAUCCAAACCCUAAAAAUGCAUUUUAAUCUUUUUUUUUAUUUUUUUUGCUGUAGUAGCACUGAAUCCACUUGCACCCAAAGCGAUCCCACCGUAGUCGAGGUAGAAAUGUCCGUAGAGCUAGCUUGUAAUCAUGCAACACGAAGCGCCAUUUUGUGUCUGAUAAGUGCCAGGGAAAGCAGAAGGCACCGCAGAGAGGCAAUAAUGGUUGCCAUUGGCACCAGGGUUGGCAUCAGCCCCUCUUUUGUGUCUUUUGUAAGAUGCCGUUGGUUGUCUCGUUUGCAUCUGCUGUGGGUUUUAACUGUUCAGUAUCAACCUUGGAGAAGCCUUUUUGGGGUACGAUUUUAAUAUCACAAAUGCUUGAAUCGGAUGUGAAACAUACAUUCUUUCACAAUGUAUACAUUUGUCUUUUUCGGUUAAGGUUUCUAUAAAUGAGUGAAAGGAUUGCGAGCUCAUCAUUUCCAGUUGUCCUCAUCGUCACUAUUUAUUGUGAGUGAGAUCUUACACGACGCUACAUUGGCAUUAUUUCAAAAGUAUUUCUCCGGUGGCGGCCGCGGUUUUCCGCCGCUCGGGAGGUGAAAGCGCUGUCUUCCCCUCUGCCUGCCAAACUGUGCCCAUCUCUAGACAAUGCAGCCAUAUUGUGGUAGCGUGUGGUGCGGCGCCAUUUUGUUUUCCGCCGUGCCAGGGAGGCAGGGAAAUGGCCAGUAAUGGUUGUCAGAGGUUCGGAGGUUGGCAUCAAACCCUCUUUGUUUGGAUGCAGCGUGCCUUUGAUUCGUCGGUUGGCAUCCGCAAUGCAGUGGGGCUGGUUGGAAAGUUUUCUGACACUGGCAGGAUGGAGGCUGCUUCCUUUGUUCUGUUGCAAACUGUACGAAACAAACAAACAAACAAACAAACUGCUCGCGCGGUCCGACGCAAAGACGUGACCCGUGAAACGCGCGUCCUCCGAGGGGAGAGCGACCGUUGCGUAAACUGAACCGCGGCGCGGAACGCAGCGACGGAACCGGCCGCGACAGCGUCGGCGCUCGCGGCUCAGCGGCUCCUCUGCGGUCUGUCUCCGAUGCGGCCGCGUGUGACCGCAACGGAAAACAACGAGAAAAAAAAAAAACCAUCGCACACGGUGAAGUGUGUCGUCGUCUCAUUCCCUCCAAAAAAGAAGCGGUAUUAAUGCGUUGGAUUCCGACGUGUCCGAUGCAUGGUGCUCAUGGCCUGCUGCCCUGGGAAAGGUCGCGGGUUUGGCAGCGGGGGUGUGACGGUUGGGUCCUGAGAGGGCACUCGUACUCUGUUGUUCGGGGGGCUCAGGCGCGAUCCUCCCAGCGGAGACGUAGCACCCAUGUGCAUGCCCAGCUGAAUGCCCACUGGGAAGCAUGGAGUAGGGGGGUGGGGGGGAUGGGGUGGCGGCUGGGGCAUCCAUUGUGCCAACUGGCAGGCCCCUCUCCCACACAGAGCCAGGGCCUCUCACGGCCACACUGCUGUUAACCUUGUUUGUGACCUACAGCGAGACUAAAAACAGAACAACAAUGAGGAAUCGUCCGCGCUGUCUUACCGCAGAUUCCCCCCCUCUGACGGAAACAAACUGAAAGAAUAAAGAGCCUAGAACGAGAUGCCGCCGCCCACUGCGGCCUCACCUGCGCCGACUCUCUGGCGGUGAGCUGUGAUUGGUGGAGGGGCGGUUCCCGCGUGCGGACGUGUCGCGGCAGGCCCCCGGUCUCAGCGGUGUGUUGUGAUAUCGCUCCCCAGCCCGUCGCAGAACCUCACGGAACGCAUUAACCAGCGACCGGGAAACUGGAAAGGUUGGAAUCCUUGGCGGUCUGACGUUGACAGAAUCUGUGAGUCUGUCGACGUGAGAGACAGGACACAUAAAGAGAAGGGACACGUCACUCUCGCCGUCGUCGUGGCGACUGGAUCCGUCACCACCCGCCGUAAAACCACGCACAGAUCUGCGGAUAAGUGCAGGGGCUGUAAUUGACCUCGUUUCUGCCCCAAAAGAAACCAAUAAUUCCGCACGGGCCCCCCAUAAAUCGUCCAGCCCGUGAACGCCCCCCCCCUCCCCCCCGCGCCUGACGGAUCCUCUGGUGAUCGGCGACACGAGCGGGUGGCUCCGCCGUCCCCGCGGGGGGGGGGGGGGCGGGAGAGGUCAAGGUCAAGCUGCUUUCAUUACCCGGGUGCUGAAAGUUAACACGGCCGUAAAACAUCAUUACCUUACGCCAACCUCCACCUCCACGG
Messenger RNA from Gadus macrocephalus (Pacific cod), 6298 nucleotides. Its product is annotated as nuclear factor 1 B-type-like. The record is from RefSeq and is a predicted model, not a curated record. The transcript has 2 exons. Gene Ontology annotation, cellular component: nucleus. Lineage: Eukaryota; Metazoa; Chordata; Actinopteri; Gadiformes; Gadidae. Bases 2464 to 3195 code for a protein of 243 amino acids. Gene Ontology annotation, biological process: regulation of transcription by RNA polymerase II. Gene Ontology annotation, molecular function: RNA polymerase II cis-regulatory region sequence-specific DNA binding; DNA-binding transcription factor activity, RNA polymerase II-specific.